Molecule: messenger RNA, 2197 nt
Organism: Stylophora pistillata
Lineage: Eukaryota; Metazoa; Cnidaria; Anthozoa; Scleractinia; Pocilloporidae
Product: glutathione-specific gamma-glutamylcyclotransferase 1
Biological process (GO): glutathione catabolic process
Cellular component (GO): cytoplasm
Molecular function (GO): glutathione specific gamma-glutamylcyclotransferase activity
Source: RefSeq, a predicted model, not a curated record
UUUUUCUUUUCCCGGUAAAUUAUAGGUUGUCGCUGGCUGAAUCGUUUUGCUAUUGAAAACGUCAUUUGAUGAACUUUUGCAAAUAACCUGUUACAGCAGUUGUCAGUCGAGGUUCAAAAGUCAUUCUUCACUUUUUCCUCUGAUUGGCCCAGCAAAUUCACCCCACUCGCGUGUCCGUUCAAGUGUGUGAGUUUUUUUUUAAAGACACACUCUUUAAAAUUCUAUGUAAAACAAUCGAAAAAAAUUAUGAGAAUUAAACGUUAAAUUGAUAUGAAACGUGAGUAGCAUUGACCCUUUUAAUGGAAAAAGAAGUUGAUUUCUAUUUUUAGGUUAAAAAAAGGUGCGAUAAUGACGGGCCACCACACAAUAGCGUGUGUGGGGAACUUACAUCAGCACGUUGGGCGAAAACAUGAUUGCGUGACAAAACAAAAACGAGGAGCGAGUAGAUUUGAUUCCACUAUGGUUAGUUUUAAAAAAAACUCAGCAUUUUCUCAUUCGAAGGAAAGUUUUUCAAUUCUGUUCGCGAACCAAUGAGGUAGAAUGUUUUUCAUGUGUAGUUACUAGACAUGUUUUGAAAGUUUUCCAUGUGACAGUGGCGUGACUUCUUUUUUCCGGUAUUGCGUAAGCUGCUUGGGUUUUUCCCAAUCUUCCAAUCAAAAUGCGCAAAUUUCGUUUACGUAACUGUUGAUUGGCGUUGAGCGUCACAGAGGCACGUGCGACUUGCAGGGCUGAUGUAAACAGAGGAUCGUGAAGGGAGAAUUAAACCGGUUUCUCCAGCGAAGGACUUCACAUUUUUCUCUCUUUCUGUGAUCUAUGAAUCUUUUUAUUACCCUAACUCAGAAUCAUGCUUGAGAAAGUCAAUUCUCAAUCAAGUAGUAAAGACGAUGCUUCAAGAAGUUUAUGGAUUUUUGGCUACGGUUCUUUGAUUUGGAAACCCGAUUUUCCUUUCGAAUAUUGUGCUGUUGGGCAUAUCGAUGGAUUUGUUCGGCGAUUUUAUCAGGGAAGCACUUGGCAUCGUGGGGAUUCGGAAAAGCCAGGGAGAGUGGUAACCUUGGUUGAGGAAAAACAGGGCCGCGUGUGGGGGAUCGCAUACAAGGUAGCGAGUGUAAACGCAAAUCUUGCCUUGGGAAAACUCAACGAACGCGAGAUAGCUCUCGGCGGCUAUGAUCUUCAUCAUUUAUCGUUCAGUUGCAACGAGAAACCCUCACACAGAUUUAACGUGCUGGCGUAUGUUGCGACUCCGAAAAACACUCUGUAUCUUGGACCAGCCUCGCCAGGGCAGAUCGCCUUACAAAUUGCCUCUGCAAAGGGGAAUUCUGGCCUGAAUGUAGAAUACCUUGUUCGUUUAGCGGAUUUCAUGAGGGAAAAAGUGCCAGAUUAUGACGAACAGCACUUGUUUGAUUUGGAGAAAUUAGUUAAGAAAGAGUUAGGACUCCCCACUGAUGUUUCCACGCCUUGGCCUCAGCUAAAACACAACUUGAUCAGUCGUGGAUGAAAUGAAAACAAUGGGCGGUGGUUGUGAAUAGGACAUUGGUUGUGAAUAGGACAUUACCUUAUGAAAGAAUCGAUAAUUUUAUGAAAUAUUGACUAGAAGCAACCGCAAUCGUUAUCUAUUGCAAAGAAAAGAGGAAAACCACUUUGUAAAUGACGUCCACAACGUCGAAUGACUUUGUAUCAAUGUCGAAUUACUUCACUUUAGAACUAUUUCAAUUUUAAUAUGAUUUAUUUCAGGGGAAGAAAUUGUUUGGGAUUAGCAGAGGGCAUAUAAAAGGUUAUUUAUAUCUUCGCGUAUAUCUUAAUGAAGAUAAUUAUUUGAUCGAUGAACACUUGAAAACAAGGAUGUUAUAUUUAUUUAAUGCAAAUAGCCAAAGUUGUGCCGAGCCCUAUGUUGAACUACUUCAACUUUGUUUCACAAAUUCUCAUCUUUAUGUUAAAGUUUAAGUCUUUCGUCAAAAUAGACCACAUAAGUUGGAAGGGCCUGAGGUGUAUGUUAAAACGACUGUGCUACCUUAGAAAAAUUGCAUGCCAAUAAUUAACUUUCUCUUCGGAGGUCCGAAGGACAGUGUCAAACUAGCGCACGGUUUGGAUACAUUUGGCGUUGUGAAAAGGUUAGGUAUUUUGUAAAUGUGUAAAAGUGAUGAAUUACAGGUUGCGUUAAAAAAAAAAAAGAAACCGAUUUUUUGAUUAAACAAAUGCG